Terrapene triunguis (Three-toed box turtle) is the source of this 1366-nucleotide messenger RNA. Its product is annotated as E3 ubiquitin-protein ligase TRIM39-like. The transcript has 6 exons. Bases 1 to 1131 code for a protein of 376 amino acids. NCBI's taxonomy places the organism in Eukaryota, Metazoa, Chordata, Testudines, Emydidae. The record is from RefSeq and is a predicted model, not a curated record. Gene Ontology annotation, molecular function: protein binding.
AUGCUCCAAAGGAAAAAAAUUAACACCCUCCCCCGCACCUCCCAUGUCCCUUUGCCCAGGAACAAUUCCAGACCCGACUGCAGGAAGGAAGGGAGAGAAAAGCUCCUGGGAUUGAAACUGACCAGAGAAAGGAGAAGCCCAGAGUACCUGGAACAAAUCCAGACCCGCCUGCAGACCCUGAAGAAAGAGAGGGCAAAGCUGCUGGGAUUUAAAGAGACUGAAAAGGGGAGAUGCCAGGAGCAUCUGAAACAGACACAAGCCGAGAGGCAGAAGAUUGUGUCUCUAUUUCAACAACUGCACCAGACGCUGGAGGAAAAAGAGCGACUCCUGCUGGUCCGGCUACAAGAGCUGGACAAGACGAUUGUGAGGAUACAGAAUGAAAAUGUCACCAAACUCUCUGAGGAGAUUUCCCGGCUCAGUGAGCAGAUCAAUGAGAUGGAGCGGAAGUGCCAGCAGGCAGCGAAUGAAUUUCCACAGGAUGUCAGAAGCACCUUGAGCAGGUGCAAGAAGGGGAAGUCCCAGCAGCAGGUGGAGAUUCCUCUUGAGCUGGAGGAGUUCCUCAGUGAAUUCUCUCAGGGGAACAGUGUCAGGAAGACGCUGAAGGAAUCCAAAGUGAAUGUGACUCUGGAUCCAGAUACAGCUCAUCCUGAACUCACGGUGUCUGAGGAUCGGAGAAGCGUGAGAUGGGGAGACACGCGGCGGCGAGUGCCUGACAAUCCCAAAAGAUUUGACGCUGAGCCCUGUGUGCUGGGCUGUGAGGGAUUCACCUCGGGGAGACACUACUGGGAGGUAGAUGUGGGGGAUGGGGGAUACUGGGCCAUGGGGGUGGCCAGAGAGUCUGUGAGGAGGAAGGAAGAGAUCAGCCAUAGCCAUGAGGCGGGAAUCUGGGUUUUGUGCCAGUGCGUGGGUGAAUACUGGGCCCCGACCUCCCCUCUGACCACCCUCUAUCUGAGCUGGGACCCCAGGAGGAUUGGGGUUUUGCUGGACUACGAAGUGGGGCGGGUGUCUUUCUUCGACGCGGACAACGAGAAACCCAUCUUCACUUUCCCGCCGGCCUCCUUCGGCGGGGAGAGAGUCUGCCCUUGGUUCCAUCUCUGUGGGGAGGACAUGCAGCUCCAACUGUGUCCCUGAGGUGCAGGGCGGGACAGCCCCCAUCUGAAGUGCAUUUCUGGCCUGCCAAAGCAACCUCGAGAUGGGAGCGAUCUGACUAGAUGUGAGAAUGACUCUGACCGGCCUGUUGGUCCCUGUUCUCUAUGAUUCCAGAGGGCUGUACGUUUCUGCAGAGAAUGAGACGGGGUGGGGGUUGAAGUAUGAUUUAGUAUAUCACAAAAGGAGCUCUUGUCUGUUGCACUGGGUAAAAACGACA